Cutaneotrichosporon oleaginosum is the source of this 608-nucleotide messenger RNA. RefSeq lists its product as uncharacterized. NCBI's taxonomy places the organism in Eukaryota, Fungi, Basidiomycota, Tremellomycetes, Trichosporonales, Trichosporonaceae. The record is from RefSeq and is a predicted model, not a curated record.
CGUCCUCAACAUCAUCCCCAACGAGCUCCUACUCCCUCGCCCCCCCUCCUUCCCUCGCUCUUGCCCCUCGGCCCCCCGCUUACCUUUCCGCCCUCGGACCACCACUGCAACCCACCAUGCCCGAGCUCGGCGUCAUACCCCCGGUCGCGCGCUCCCUUGCGCAGUGGCACCGCAUGAUCGACGCGAACGAUCUCUCUGAUCUUGAGAGCAUGGUGCACCCCGACGCAGUCUUCCGCUCGCCCAUGGCGCACACGCCCUACGUCUCGCGCCCAGCGGUCGUGCUCAUCAUUAACAGCGUGCUCAAGGUGUUCAAGGACUUUGUGUACUAUCGCACCCUCGCGUCCGCGGACGGCAAGAGCGUCGUACUCGAGUUCAGCGCCACCGUCAAUGGCAAGAAGUUGAAGGGCAUCGACCUCAUCACGUUCAACGACGAGGGCCUCAUCACCGAGUUCGAGGUUAUGGUUCGGCCGUUCAGCGCGCUCCAGGAGUUGGGCGGCGAGAUGAGCAAGCUUGUCAAGGACAAGAUCCCGCAGUACAAGGGCAAGCUGUAGUGUUGUUGCGCAAUGGUAGAGAAUCACAGAAGAAGCAUGGCAUAGGGCAAAGUGAAG